Molecule: messenger RNA, 5318 nt
Organism: Sapajus apella (tufted capuchin)
Lineage: Eukaryota; Metazoa; Chordata; Mammalia; Primates; Cebidae
Gene: SEMA5B
Product: semaphorin 5B
Exons: 23
Coding region: 1077-4358 (1093 amino acids)
Biological process (GO): axon extension; negative regulation of axon extension involved in axon guidance; neural crest cell migration
Molecular function (GO): semaphorin receptor binding; chemorepellent activity
Source: RefSeq, a predicted model, not a curated record
GAGAGAGGGAUUGGAUGAAAUUAGAGAGGGACAGAUAGAUAUACUCUGGGAAGAUGCACACACUGCUUCUCGCCCUCCUCUCUUGCUCACAUGCACAUAGACAGUCUCUCACACACUCUUACACACACUCUCUCUCCCACCCUCUCUCAGUCUCUAAGCCAGGGCAUUAUACCACUGCUCUCUGGUCCAGCCAAAGUUGGAGUAUUCCUGGGAUGAAUAAUCCACUCUGCGAGGAUAAAUCAUCCUAAACCAUCCUCAGGCGGCUUUGAGGAGACUAGGGAGAGGAAGCCAGCCCUUGUGGGGUGGCCAGGGCUUGGCCAGCUGGGAGGACAGCCUGGCGCUGGUGAUUGGUGUGUCACAGCCGGGCUGCGAGCUGCUUCCAGGGCUUUUGUCUGGCGCUGGGAGUGAGGCUCAGCAGCGUGAGGGACAAUCGGAGCUGCUCGGGGCAGGCUGCCGCCUUGUGUCCUGCUUUCCCUGCGGCCAGACCAAGCUGCCAGAGCUGCUGGUCAGGUUUUCUCACCGACCUCACCUGAGCACGGCAGUCUGGAUUGACUCUCCAGGGAAAUGUUUUCUCCCUGCGAGCAGUAGCAGCAGUCCUGGCUUCCCUGGACUGAGAACCUCUCAUCAGCCCCUGGAAGCCCCGAGCCGCUUUCAGGGAUCUGGAACCUGUGUGCCUGUGGCCCCAGGUCUGCUUCCAGGCGUGGGCUGAAGUCCUGACCUCUGUUGCUGGGGGCGAGGAGUGGGAAAGCCCAGCUUCUGCCCCGGCUGUGGCAGGCAGCAGGCUGAUGGUGCUGGCUUCCCCGGGACUGCUUCUCCUGCCUGCUGUCUGAUUUCCCUGCAUGGUGCCCGCAGCUGAGCUGCUACUGUGAGUGGUUUCAGCUGGUGCCUGGCCUGCAUCUCUCGGCUGCUGUGGUUUCACUCCAUCUCCUGUUGCCCACCACCUCGUCCCCGGGCCACCUGACACCCCAGCCCGUCAACUAAGGUGUGGAUGGAGAGUAGGGGGCUGGCUUCCCUCACUGGUCAGGGGUCUCCUCCCCUGUCUGCCUCCCGGAGCUAGGACCGCAGAGGGGCCCAUCAUGGUGGUUGCAGGCCCCCUGGCUGUCUCGCUGUUGCUGCCCAGCCUCACGCUGCUGGUGUUCCACCUCUCCAGCUCCCAGGAUGUCUCCAGUGAGCCCAGCAGUGAGCAGCAGCUGUGCACCCUGAGCGAGCACCCCACCGUGGCCUUUGAAGAUCUGCAGCCAUGGGUCUCUAAUUUCACCUACCCUGGAGCCUGGGAUUUCUCCCAGAUCGCCCUGGACCCCUCCAGGAACCAGCUCAUCGUGGGAGCCAGGAACUACCUCUUCAGACUCAGCCUUGCCAAUGUCUCUCUUCUUCAGGCCACAGAGUGGGCCUCCAGUGAGGACACACGACGCUCCUGCCAAAGCAAAGGGAAGACUGAGGAGGAGUGUCAGAACUACGUGCGAGUCCUGAUCGUCGCUGGCCGGAAGGUGUUCAUGUGUGGGACCAAUGCCUUUUCCCCCGUGUGCACCAGCAGACAGGUGGGGAACCUCAGCAGGACGAUUGAGAAGAUCAAUGGUGUGGCCCGCUGCCCAUACGACCCACGCCACAACUCCACAGCUGUGAUUUCCUCCCAGGGGGAGCUCUACGCGGCCACGGUCAUAGACUUCUCAGGUCGGGACCCUGCCAUCUACCGCAGCCUGGGCAGCGGGCCACCACUUCGCACUGCCCAGUAUAACUCCAAGUGGCUCAAUGAGCCAAACUUCGUGGCAGCCUAUGAUAUUGGGCUGUUUGCAUACUUCUUCCUGCGGGAGAAUGCAGUGGAGCAUGACUGUGGACGCACCGUGUACUCUCGCGUGGCCCGCGUGUGCAAGAAUGACGUGGGAGGCCGAUUCCUGCUGGAGGAUACGUGGACCACAUUCAUGAAGGCCCGGCUCAACUGCUCCCGUCCAGGCGAGGUCCCCUUCUACUAUAACGAGCUGCAGAGUGCCUUCCACUUGCCGGAGCAGGACCUCAUCUACGGAGUUUUCACCACCAACGUAAACAGCGUCGCGGCUUCUGCCGUCUGCGCCUUCAAUCUCAGUGCCAUCUCCCAGGCUUUCAGUGGCCCAUUUCGCUACCAGGAGAACCCUAGGGCUGCCUGGCUUCCCAUCGCCAACCCCAUCCCCAAUUUCCAGUGUGGCACCCUGCCUGAGACCGGUCCCAACGAGAACCUGACGGAGCGCAGCCUGCAGGACGCGCAGCGCCUCUUCCUGAUGAGCGAGGCCGUGCAGCCGGUGACACCCGAGCCCUGUGUCACCCAGGACAGCGUACGCUUUUCACACCUCGUGGUGGACCUGGUGCAGGCCAAGGACACGCUCUACCACGUGCUCUACAUUGGCACCGAGUCGGGCACCAUCCUGAAGGCGCUGUCCACGGCGAGCCGCAGCCUCCACGGCUGCUACCUGGAGGAGCUGCACGUGCUACCCCCCGGACGCCGCGAACCCCUGCGCAGCCUGCGCAUCCUGCACAGCGCCCGCGCGCUCUUCGUGGGGCUGAGCGACGGCGUCCUGCGAGUCCCACUGGAGAGGUGCGCCGCCUACCGCAGCCAGGGGGAAUGCCUGGGGGCCCGGGACCCAUACUGUGGCUGGGACGGGAAGCAGCAACGUUGCAGCACGCUCGAGGACAGCUCCAACAUGAGCCUCUGGAUCCAGAACAUCACCGCCUGCCCUGUGCGAAAUGUGACACGGGAUGGGGGCUUUGGCCCAUGGUCACCAUGGCAACCGUGUGAACACUUAGAUGGGGACAACUCAGGCUCUUGCCUGUGUCGAGCCCGAUCCUGUGACUCUCCUCGACCCCGCUGUGGGGGCCUUGACUGCCUGGGGCCAGCCAUCCACAUUGCCAACUGCUCCAGGAAUGGGGCGUGGACCCCGUGGUCAUCGUGGGCGCUGUGCAGCACGUCCUGUGGCAUCGGCUUCCAGGUCCGCCAGCGAAGUUGCAGCAACCCUGCUCCCCGCCACGGGGGCCGCAUCUGCGUGGGCAAGAGCCGGGAGGAGCGGUUCUGUAACGAGAACACACCUUGCCCGCUGCCUAUCUUCUGGGCUUCCUGGGGCUCCUGGAGCAAGUGCAGCAGCAACUGUGGGGGCGGCGUGCAGUCGCGGCGUCGGGCCUGCGAGAACGGCAACUCCUGCCUGGGCUGCGGCGUGGAAUUCAAGACCUGCAACCCCGAGGGCUGCCCCGAGGUGCGGCGCAACACGCCCUGGACGCCGUGGCUGCCGGUGAACGUGACGCAGGGCGGGGCGCGGCAGGAGCAGAGGUUCCGCUUCACUUGCCGCGCGCCCCUGGCCGACCCGCACGGCCUGCAGUUCGGCAGGAGAAGGACCGAGACGAGGACCUGCCCCGCGGACGGCUCCGGAGCCUGCGACACCGAUGCCCUGGUGGGGGAUCUCCUGCGCGGCGGGAGCACCUCUCCGCACACGGUGAGCGGGGGCUGGGCCGCCUGGGGCCCGUGGUCGUCCUGCUCCCGGGACUGCGAGCUGGGCUUCCGCGUCCGCAAGAGAACGUGCACGAACCCGGAGCCCCGCAACGGGGGCCUGCCCUGCGUGGGCGAUGCUGCCGAAUACCAGGACUGCAACCCCCAGACCUGCCCAGUUAGGGGUGCUUGGUCCUGCUGGACCUCAUGGUCCCCAUGCUCCGCUUCCUGUGGUGGGGGUCACUAUCAACGCACGCGCUCUUGCACCAGCCCCGCACCCUCCCCAGGUGAGGACAUCUGUCUCGGGCUGCACACGGAGGAGGCACUGUGUGCCACACAGGCCUGCCCAGAAGGCUGGUCGCCCUGGUCUGAGUGGAGUGCGUGCACUGAGGAUGGAGCCCAGAGCCGAAGCCGCCACUGUGAGGAGCUCCUCCCAGGGCCCAGCCCCUGUGCUGGAAACAGCAGCCAGAGCCGCCCCUGCCCUUACAGUGAGAUUCCUGUCAUCCUGCCAGCCUCCAGCAUGGAGGAGGCCACCAGCUGCGCAGGGUUCAAUCUCAUCCACCUGGUGGCCACGGGCAUCUCCUGCUUUUUGGGCUCUGGGCUCCUGACCCUGGCAGUGUACCUGUCUUGCCAGCACUGCCAGCGUCAGUCCCAGGAGUCCACACUGGUCCAUCCUGCCACCCCCAACCACUUGCAGUACAAGGGCGGGGGCACCCCGAAGAAUGAAAAGUACACGCCCAUGGAGUUCAAGACCCUGAAUAAGAAUAACUUGAUCCCUGAUGACAGAGCCAACUUCUACCCAUUGCAGCAGACCAAUGUGUACACGACUACCUACUACCCAAGCCCCUUGAACAAACACAGCUUCCGGCCGGAGGCCUCACCUGGACAACGGUGCUUCCCCAACAGCUGAUACCGCCGUCCUGAGGACUUGGGCUCCUUGCCUUCCUAAGGCACAGAGCAGGUGGAGAUGGGACAGUGGAGCCAGUUUGGUUUUCUUCCUCUGCACUAGGCCAAGAACUUGCUGCCUUGACUGUGGGGAUCCCAUCCGGCUUCAGAGAGCUCUGGCUGGCAUUGACCAUGGGGAAGAAGGCUGGCUUCAGGCUGGCACAUGGCUGCAGGUCUAGUUCUGCCCAGGUCUCUCAUGGCCACCUUGCAACCCACUGUCACGCUGACCCUCCCUUGCUGUGUCCAGGUUGUGGACCUACUGGGCAUGUGAGGAAUUGGAGAAUGGAGAUGGCAAGAGGGCAGGCUUUUAGGUUUGGGUUGGAAACAACUUCCUAUGGCCUCCACAAGCUGAGUCUGGCCUUCUCCAGCUGGCCCCCAAAAAUACCUGUGCUCCAUUCUGAUUAUCUCUGAAAGUAAUCAAUCAAGUGGCCCAAGUAGCUCUGGAUUUUCUACCAGGGUGGGGCCAUUGUGGUGCUGCCCCAGUGUGACAUAGGGGACCAAGGCCAGCACAAGUUGUCCACCUCUGCCUAGCCAUCUGUACUCUACCUAGGGCAUCCAUCUGGUCAGAGGCAGUGAGGACUGGGAACUGGAGGCUGAUCUGUGCUUAGAAGUCCUUUAAUCUGGGCUGGUACAGACAGGCCUCAGCCUUGCCCUCAAUGCACGAAAGGUGGCCCGGGAGAAAGAGAAGCUCAAUGCCAUAGGAGGCAGAAGUCUGGCCUCUGUGCCUGGAUGGAGACUAUCUUCCAGUUGCUGCUCAACAGAGUUGUUGGCUGAGACCUGCUAGGAAGUCUCCGCUGGCCUUUCAUCUGUUCAGGAACGCGUGCGUGUGUGCGCGCGCACACACACACACACACACACAAUUUGUUACAGCAACAAAAAAGAUGUUGGGCUAUGGCAUUAUUAAUUAAAGAUGAUAUCCAGUCUC